This is a messenger RNA of Corticium candelabrum, 1846 nucleotides long. RefSeq lists its product as uncharacterized. The transcript has 3 exons. Gene Ontology annotation, cellular component: extracellular matrix. The record is from RefSeq and is a predicted model, not a curated record. The coding region runs from base 30 to 1610 and encodes 526 amino acids. Lineage: Eukaryota; Metazoa; Porifera; Homoscleromorpha; Homosclerophorida; Plakinidae. Gene Ontology annotation, biological process: cell adhesion.
GCCUCAUUGGUCCACAAGGUCCAGUUGUAAUGCUUCAUUGGUCAAUAAGCUCACGCACAAGUACUUGUUCUGCAUUCUGCCCUUGGAAGUCGACAAGAGCAGUCGAUUUGUGGCAGAAGGAAGGCUCCGGGAGCCAACACACAGAGAUGUCACUGAGUUUAGUUGUAUGCAUGUUGCUGGGCAUAGUCACUGCAGCAUCUGCUGAUGGACACAUUCCACCUGAAGGCAGCAAGUUUACCUAUUGCCGUGGCAAGGCUCUCUACAAACUCACUUUCGAGGGAAUGUGGCAAGAUAAUGUACAGGAUGGUCCUCUUCCUCCUGAGGCUAAGUUUUCUCCCUUCAUCAUUGCCAGUCAUGAUGCAGAGUACACGAUGUGGAGGCCAGGUUUGAAGGCUAGUGAGGGAGUCAAACAAGUAGCUGAAACAGGAAACAAUACAUACUUGAAACACGAAGUUGAGAUGUACAAAGAUCAGGGUCAUGUAUAUAAUACUUUAUAUACAGGCCCUGUAUAUGUCAAUGAGACAGCACAUGCGUAUGUGUAUUUUGAUACUAAAUUCCAUUUUUUGUCCGCAAUAUCAAUGGUGUACCCAAGUCCAGACUGGUUCAUUGGGCAAUCUAACAUUGAUCUAUGUGUCAGUGAUACUGCAAAUUGGAUCAAGAAAGGAACCUUCAACUUUUAUAUUUGGGACGCUGGUACUGACAGUGGCAAGAAUUUUACUGCUAAGGAUUAUUCAACAGCCCCGGCUGAAGAUAUAACACUGAUCAUGAGAUCGGAUGAUCCUUAUACUUCAUUUCCUUUGCCAAAUGAUCAUUCUGACCCAAUGUAUAAGUAUGUACCCAAGUUUGCAACCAGUACUAUUGAAUUGGUGAAUGUCACUGACGAUAAACCAAAAUGUCAAGCACUGGGUAAACAAACCUAUCACGUACAGUUUCGAGGUGACUGGACUGCAGCCAAACAUCCAAACACUGACUUACCUUCAAAUGCCAUGUUUUCGCCACUUGUGGUCGCUGGACACAACAUGGACUACUCAAUGUGGAGUCCAGGAAUGUUGGUUAGUCCAGGUGUUGAAAGAGUUGCUGAACAAGGCCCACCAGAUGUUCUUAUCGAUGAACUGAAUAAUGCAAACGGAGUUUUUAAUCAUCAAGCAGCUGGAGGACCAACCAGCUCUGAUGGAGAAGUCGAUCUAUAUGUUGAUGUUGAUAUGUAUCAUUCGUACGUCUCAGCAGUUUCUAUGAUCUUUCCAAGUCCCGACUGGUUUGUUGGUAUCUCUUCAGUGGAUUUGUGUGAUGGUUACUUUUGGAAGGAUGGACCCAUUAUUGUCCGUCUUUUACCUUGGGAUGCUGGAACUGAAGAAGGGAUGGCAUUUAAUACAACUAACGAUGCAACAGACCCUCAAGUGGGCGUCAGUCUCAUUACCACUGACACUUUGGGAGCAUUUUACAAUCGUGCUCGUCAGCAUAUACCAGCAAUGGGUACGAUCACCCUGGUGCGUAAGCAAGAUCCUCAGACUGACUACAAGAACCUGCUGCAGACUUGGAAGAAUGCGUUCAAAGAACAUCAAGAAGAGUUCGAGAAGUGGCAAAACGAUGAGUGUCCUUCACGUGGUUAACACCAAUGACACCUGUCUGGACGAUUAGUUCAUUGUCCAAUAUCAGCUGGGCUGCUUAGCAUGAUGACAUGGUGGUAGAACUAGAUUUGAGUCGGUGUCUGUUGUGUGUGCUGUUUUUGCUUGAAUUGUCUGUUUGUUCCGUUUCCAGUUAUAUCAUUGUAGUUUUGAAUGUUUACAAGUUUCAGCUUGUAGGUAAGAGGAAAAAUGUUUCAAUAUCAAUCAAACGUGUUGGAAUC